Molecule: messenger RNA, 1906 nt
Organism: Rubroshorea leprosula
Lineage: Eukaryota; Viridiplantae; Streptophyta; Magnoliopsida; Malvales; Dipterocarpaceae
Source: the annotation of a GenBank genome assembly
AUUACUUGUGAUCCUUUUACGUGGCAACAAAUUAUUGGCUCAUACAGCCGUGUCACGUGCUGCUUUAUUUUUAUUUUUAGGACAAGAGUGUUCAAUUUUGGUCCACACUUCUUUUUUAGGAACGCUACACGUUUGGUAAGUUUCCCGCGUCUUACCUGAUUGGAAGUUUAUUCCUCUUCCAAUCCAGUGAUAAUAUUCCAUUUAGAAAAUGCUAAAGAAAACGUUAACGGAAUGAUUGUUCUACAUACAGCAAACUCUUCUUUGAUGUUUUUAAGUAUUAAAUUGUGUUUAAAACGUUCUCACGUGGAAUUGGUGGUUCUGCUAUGGUGUUUUUAUUAUGGCCUCCUGUUUCUUCUUUCCUUUCGCUCGUUUUACUUUCAUUUUUCAUCUUCCUCAUCUUAAAUAAAUUAUAUAAGUUGCUGGUCAACGCGUUUGUUGACCAUCUUUUGCCGUCCAAUGUACAGGUUCCUGUUACAAGUGAAACUACAGGCAACAAGAGGUCAAGAAGGAAAAAGGUAAUUUUACUUUAAUAAAUGUAAAUAGGUCCAAAUUCAUGUGUGGAACACUAGGCUCGAUGAUUAUUAAUAACAACUCUUUUUGGGUGGUACCAUUAAUAAAAACUUGAUGUAGAGAAUGUUAUAAAGAUGUACAGUGUUUGUUAUGGUAAUCAAUAUCCGAAAUGAAUUGUUACCAUACAUGACGGUAGAAUUUUCACCUUGAUAACUACGGUUUCCAUUUGGGCAUAAUGGAAUCCACAUUCACAAAUAUAAUGGCAUUUUAUUAUCUGUAUAUACUGACUAAUGACAUACAUAAAAGGGAUUUGGUGGGGCAGUAGGUUAUCAGUUUCAUUUACUGUGAUUUAAAUUCCUGUUUGCUUGCAGACUUUACCUGAACUUAAGGAGGAGGAGAGUUCGCUGUUGAAGGAGAAGAGAUAUUUGAAGAAUGAAUUGGCAACAUUCAGGCUCAAAGUUGAGAAAGAGAGAGCUGAAAAUGAAAUUUUGAAGAGAAUGAAGCUUGACUUGCUAUCAAAUCGGGCUACAGAAGCAACCAUGGCUUUGGUAGUUCCAAACUCUACUAUUUCAGACCAAUGCCAGCAGACACAAGUAUGUAAUGGUCCCAAAAGUGUUGCAUGCAAUGCGGAUGAACCAACUUUGCCAAAUAAUUCAGCUAAACUACAGGAGGUUGGAAAUAGGGAGCCGUCCUUUUUGCUACCUGAUCUGAAUGUUCCUUUUGAGGAUGACUUAGGCUCUGGAGUUCUACAUGGACUGAGCUGAGAUGAUUUAUAUGAAUAUUCUUUCUCCAACCUCAACAUAAGAAGAGUGAGUGAAGAUUUCCAGCAGAGUUUGGUUAAAUAAUACAUGGUAGCCCUAACUCAUUGCCAGUUAUUCGAAGUAACAAACCACUUACCUACUUCGUUUUCUGACCUUGAUGCAGAAGCUUGCUUCGUUUCUUUUUUUAUGGAGGUCGGUCCUGAUGGUAGUGUAGAGAGCCUAACACAUUAGAUAGUCUGAUAUUUUUGUUUUCUUGAAGGUUUCAACUUUCAACAUCUGUCUGGAAUUCUUAGGGGGAUAAACCCUCCAUCCUUCUGUUCCCUUUCCGAAGAAUACUUCAACUAAUAAUUAACUGUAAUUAUUUUUUAUAUAGAUAGUCGCAUGUUGGACACCUUAGGUUGAACCAUGUCAGUUUGCUAGUUUAUGUACUUUUCUGCUGGAUUUUUUCUUGCACAUUGGUAUGAAAUGGAUGUCGACAUACAGGAAUAGUGAACAUAUUCUUUGUAGAAAUUUGUAUAAUUAGAUCUAGGGAUUGUUGAUUGUUGUUCGUGGGUGACUUUGUUAUAGGAAGUUCCAAGAUUGAUUUGUUCUCUCACUUUUAGCUGAAAAUGGUUGGCAUGGUGACUGAUCCUGGG